Molecule: messenger RNA, 2584 nt
Organism: Vespula pensylvanica (western yellowjacket)
Lineage: Eukaryota; Metazoa; Arthropoda; Insecta; Hymenoptera; Vespidae
Gene: su(w[a])
Product: splicing factor, suppressor of white-apricot homolog
Exons: 9
Coding region: 426-2558 (710 amino acids)
Biological process (GO): RNA processing; mRNA 5'-splice site recognition
Molecular function (GO): RNA binding
Source: RefSeq, a predicted model, not a curated record
AAAAUGGUGAAGAGGAACCACAGGAGCUGUUGGUGUUCGGAUAUAGCUGCAAAUUAUUUCGAGACGAUGACAAGGCGAAAAUGAUUGAUCAGGGGAAGCAUUUGAUACCAUGGAUGGGCGAUAACACAUUGAAGAUAGACAGGUUUCUGCAGGUGUUGGCCGUAUGAACGCGCAGUGUUGAAGCGCGAUAUGCGCUCUGCACGGGCGCAGAAUAAGGUGCUCUUGUGGCUUGGCGCUUAUGGCUGACCAUCUGUGCAGCAGCAAGAUACGAUGGACGUGGAGCACUGGGGGAUUUAAGGAUUCAUGAGCCACCGGCAGGUGGUUUUGAUCAACGGACAAUACUCACAGAGGAUGAACUUAAAGUUGAACAGCUCUGUGACGAAGAAAGAUACCGAUCCUUGUAUAAUAAUGACGCAGAAGAUUCCAUGUAUCAUGAAGAAGAGAUGAAAAGAUUGCAUCAAGCAUUGGAAUCAGAAAAUUCUUAUACUCAAGUAGCAUAUAAUUAUAACGAGGAUGAAAACAAUUCCAAGUUAGCGUGCGAAGACUCACAGAGUCCAAAACAAUCAGAAGGAUCGCAAGAAGAGGAUCAAGCUUUUGUACCGCCGCCAGAUCUUGAAAUACCGGAAGGCAUGACAGUGCCCGAGACACAGAAGUUAAAUGCAAUUAUCACAAAAACAGCACUAUUUAUUAGUCGUCAAGGGGGCCAAAUGGAGAUUCUUCUAAAGGCGAAACAAGCGAACAAUCCGCAAUUUUCGUUCUUAUCGAUAGGUGAACCGCUACAUCCGUAUUACAAGUUUGUGCUGGAAGCUAUCAAGACUGGAAAAUAUAAUCCCGAAAAACAACCUGAAAAAGAAGAAUCUGAACCUGAGGAAGAAUCAGAUGAAGAUGAUCAACCAUACCUUCACCCAAGCCUAGCGCCAUCAUUUGCCAAAGUAGAAGCGGCUCCUAGCAUACCAAGCAUACAGUACAAGCCCUCCGCGGACUGUGCUUAUUCAAUGCUUGUAAACAAAAUCACAGGAAAACCACCGCCACCUAAAAUACCACAGUUAUUAGAUGUUGGUGUUCAACAAAUGCCGACUUCUGGAUAUUAUCAGCCCAUUGUGCCGCAGAGUUAUACUCCGUACACCGCAACACCUUUACAAUAUUCGCAUGGUCCAGUUAUAUACGGACCGAACGGUCAAAUUCAAUCUCCACCUCAGCUACCAGUACCGGCUGUACCUGUUGUUUCUACCGAAGAAUCUACAACGCCAACGCCUCAAGCAAAAGAAACACCUUCUUUAGUACCCUACGGACCAACACCGCCAAAAACAUUGAGCAGACCAUCAUUCAUCGUACCACCGGCAGACGUUCAAAUAAUUAUCGACAAGAUGGCGAGUUACGUAGCAAAAAAUGGCCGAGAUUUCGAAGCUAUAGUAAAGAAUAAAGGUGAUCCAAGAUUUAACUUUCUCGAAUUGUCGCAUCAGUAUCAUGGAUAUUAUGCGCACAAAUUGACCAUGUACGAAGGGGCCAUAAAUCCUAAAGUUUUGACCGAAGAAGAAUUACUUCAGAAGCAGGAGCCGCAAGAGGAGAAGCAAAAGAAGCUGGAGGAAUUACAGAAGAAACAGCAAAGAAUGGAGGAAGUACAAAAGCGUGUGAAAAUGAUACAAGCUAAGAAGAAGAGCGAUACGAAAACGAAACAAACUCCGGGAAGCAAACAAAUCACUACUGUAUCGUUUUCUAUAAAGAAACCAAAGGAAGGUGAGAACGUAAUUAUUGAAAAGAGAAAUGCCUUGCCGUUGGAAGAGAGUGACGAUGAAAUGGAACCCGAAAAGAAAGAAACUAAUUCUAAACCAAGUUCCCCGCAAAAUUGUAACGAACAAACGACUGCAAUAAUAAAUACCGAUAAAGAAACGCCAAAGGUAGAAAUAAAGAAAUCUAAGAGCGAAGAAAAGGAAUUGGUCGAUCUGACCGAUGACAUACUCGAAGAUUGUCAAUUAGAGAUAAGGCACAAGCAAGUCGAAGAUAGAAUAAAAGACAAAUUAGUUGCAGCGGCCCGUGACAAAUUAGCUGCUACGUCCAGAGAAAAACAAUUACAAUUGGAACGAAAGAAAAAGGCGGCCAUGUUUUUAAGUCAGAUUCAAACAACGAGCUCCAAAAUUGGUACUUCUACGACACCUAAUAUAAGAAAAGACGAUUCCGACGAAGUUUACUCCGUUCCAUCGCCGUCCUUGGAAGAUGAUAAUAAAUCAGAAGAAAUAAAAAUUUGUGGUAAUUCGUUGAUGGAUCGACUAAAGGGUGCAGAUUUAAGUGGGAAAAGAUCACGUCAACGAUCUAGAAGUCGUAGUGGAAGUCGUAGCCGUAUUGAAAGACAUAAAGUUCACAAAAAACACAAGAAAAAGAAAAGUUCUCACAGAAGCAGUUACGACAGUCCAAGUAGCUCUCGUAAUCACAGAUCUAAGAAAAGCAAAAAAUCAUCUUCGAGACAUAGAUCUCGAUCACGAACUCCGUCGCACAGACAUCAACAAAAUGUACGAAGAAAAGGGAGCAACUCGAGUUACUCUGAUUCGAGCUCGUCUUGAGAUACUUAAAAAGCGUUUUUUUUUUU